GUCUAUAGAGCUUCGCAGCUAGAAUACAUAUCACCAUAGAUCCGCUACCACUCUCGAUAUCGUCCUGGGACUUCAAGUGACCAUGGGCGACAUGCACGAUAUUGUUACAAUUGACAAUAGACUCCAGAUUGUUUUCGAAGAUCUUCACCUGAAGUAUGGUAACAGGAUGCAGGAAGAGGUUGCACAUCCUUUGGGGAAUGUUCCUGAAGGCAAGCUUGAAAGCCUCAACGCCCUGCAAGCACAGUUUACGAACGACCCCCGCCCCGACAAGGCGGACCUCAUGUGCGGUGUCUAUCAAACUCAAGAGGGGAAUCCGUACGUCUUACCAUCGGUGAAACUAGCGCGGCAAAUGUUAUUCGAUGACCCGGAAUGGGAGCAUGAAUAUCCUGCGUCUCAUCUUGGUGAGGCACCAUUUCGAGACAUGAGUGCACGUCUGUUGUUUGGGGAGACUAGCCAGAUCAUAAAGGAGAAAAGGAUUGCAUCAAUGCAAACUCUUGGAGGUAGCGGAGCAUGCCAUAUGGGCGCCAGGUUUCUGCGAAUGCAUUAUGAACCGUAUCAAUCCAAUGUCAGAGGGAAAGUCUAUAUUCCUUCAGAAACGUGGGUCAACCACCCGAACGUCUUCCAAGCUGCAGGGUUCGAAACAGCCAGCCUUCCGUACUACGACUCCUCGACCCACGCAUUUAACUUCAACGGCCUUGACGAAGCUCUUAGACAAAUCCCGUCCCAGUCUAUCAUCGUGCUUCAAGUCUGUGGGAAUAACCCGACCGGCUGCGAUCCGUCCGCAGAGGAGUGGCAGUGCCUUGCACAGACAUUCUUGACCAAGCAGCAUUUAGCUUUCCUUGAUCUCUCCUACCCAGGUUUUGUGUCCGGCAGCGUAGCGGAGGACUGCAUGCCUAUCCGUCUGUUUACUGAGGUGGGAGUUCCGCUCCUACUCGCCACAACGUACGGCAAAGCAUUCGGUCUCUAUGGAGAGCGCGUCGGACAUCUUUGUGUACCUUUGCCCACUGCUCAGGCUGCGGCGCGGGUCGAGCAACAGAUGAAACUCAUGGCCCGGGAAGAGACGGGCGCGCAACCGCGAUUUGGUGCGAAGCUGGUAGCAAACAUACUGGGGAGCCCGCGCCUCAAGAUGGUGUGGGAGGAGGAUCUCAGGGGCCUGGCGCAAGAUUUGGCUGCGAGGCGAGAAUCAUUGAAAAGAGAGCUGAUUAAGCAGAAUGCUCCUGGCGAGUGGGGCUUUGUGACGAGUCAGGUUGGGAUGUUCUUAUACACAUCUUUUGACCCCGAACAGAUCAUACAGCUAAGGGAAGAGUACGCUGUGUAUUUGCAGGACACGGGACGGCUGUCCAUUGCUGGACUCAAUGCACAGAAUACUGCCCAUGUUGCGGAAAGUAUAGCAAAAGUCUUGGGGUGGCACAAACACUAAGAAUACGUGACAAGUCCAAUUACAGCUCUUGAUAUUUCAAUUUGUUAAGAACUACUCUCUCACAUUGACCACGUGCUGUGGUAACAGUAAGCUUAUGUCUUUGACUUGUUACUACGUCUUCGUGAGUAAACUUUCGCCGAGUUUGUU
This is a messenger RNA of Dothidotthia symphoricarpi CBS 119687, 1567 nucleotides long. RefSeq names its product PLP-dependent transferase. Gene Ontology annotation, molecular function: pyridoxal phosphate binding; transaminase activity. The transcript has 7 exons. Gene Ontology annotation, biological process: amino acid metabolic process; biosynthetic process. The record is from RefSeq and is a predicted model, not a curated record. Bases 83 to 1420 code for a protein of 445 amino acids. Lineage: Eukaryota; Fungi; Ascomycota; Dothideomycetes; Pleosporales; Dothidotthiaceae.